Molecule: messenger RNA, 1161 nt
Organism: Acanthosepion pharaonis
Lineage: Eukaryota; Metazoa; Mollusca; Cephalopoda; Sepiida; Sepiidae
Source: the annotation of a GenBank genome assembly
AUGUUAGAUCCCUAUUACAGAACGUUAAAAGGAUUUCAGGAUAUCAUUGAAAAAGAAUGGUUAGCAUUUGGCCAUAAAUUCACUGAUCGCUGUGGCUUUCUUGGCAGUGUGGAUUCAAAGGAAAUCUCUCCCGUUUUCACUCAAUUCAUUGACUGUGUCUGGCAAAUGACACAACAAUAUCCCUGUGCUUUUCAGUUCAAUGAGCGAUUUUUGUUGACAUUACAUGAUCAUGUUUAUUCUUGUCAAUAUGGAACUUUCAUUGGUAAUUGUGAAAAAGACAGACUUGACCUCAGGUUGGCAGAAAGGACCUAUUCACUUUGGGGAUACAUUCAUAAGUACAUGAAUGAUUUUAUCAAUCCAAUUUAUCUCAAAGAAAAUAUGGCUACAAAACGUUCUGGACUUCUGUUUCCCAAUACAUCACCUCAAGUUUUCAGAUUCUGGAGAGGCAUGUACAAUCGUUUUGAUUCUGGAGUUCACCCUCGAGAAGAAAUCCUGGAUACUUUAGCUUCUGGCAAAGAGCACAGCAGUUCUCUUGAAGACCACAUACGACUUCUUGAAAUGCGCAUAAAUGACUUGUGCAAACGCAUGGGCAUUUCAGAGGAUGUUAUUCAACGUAAACUGCAAGGGUUUCUGUCCAUGGAUUCAUUGGAUGGUGUGUUACUUGCAGAAUCUAAUGAGGAAAAUUGUGGUGAAAGAUUAACAAGUACCAGUCUUCCCCUGACUAAAUCUUUUGAUUCUGAUAACAAUCACACAGCUGGAAAAAGUGAUACAGAAUCAGGCUUUGAUGAAUCAAGCUCACAGCUCUCUCGCUCAGGUUUUGAAGAUGGUCUAGGCUCCAGUACAAUUUCUUUAACUGGUGUUCUUGGAAAUUCAGAGCCACUGACAAGAGCUCAAUUUCAAGUUGAGCUCUCAUCUGUUGCUGUUGAUUGGAAACCUUUACGAAAUGUCCAAAAUUGUAGUUGUGCUUAUUCUUUUGAACAUUUCUCCAAAAAGUACCAUUGUUGGAAAUGUGGUGAAGUUUUCUGUAUUCGCUGCAUUGCAGCUCAUAUGCCACUACCCGGUCACUUUCCAAAACGUCAUGCUCCGGUCUGUAAAUCCUGCUACACUCAGCUGCAUUCAAUCUCGCCUAUUCAUGAAAUUGCAUCUCAUGUAGCCAGUUGA